This is a messenger RNA of Echinostoma caproni, 1086 nucleotides long. The record is from the annotation of a GenBank genome assembly. Lineage: Eukaryota; Metazoa; Platyhelminthes; Trematoda; Plagiorchiida; Echinostomatidae.
AUGACGCAAUUUGCAGUCCCGGUCGGCGCAGUUAUCGCCAUGGUCAUUGGGAUAAUUCUGUUCAUCCUGUUGUUACUGUUUUGCAUUUGCAAACGUUGCGUGUUCAAACGACGGAAAAAGGAUCGAAGCGCGAAGAAAAGCAAACAGGACAUGCGAAACGUGCAACUGCUUGGGAAAGGAUUGGCCAAGGACAAGGGUGAUUUGGAGGAACUGGAGGCACAUAUGGAAGACAACGAGGGGGUGCAGGAAAAAGAACAUGUGUAUCUGGGUAAACUGCAAUAUUCAAUCGAUUAUGACUUCAGCCAAGGAGAGCUCACAGUUGGUGUGAUACAAGCCACCGAUUUACCCGGAAUGGAUAUGUCUGGCACGUCGGAUCCGUAUGUGAAAGUGUUCCUGCUUCCGGAGAAGAAGAAGAAGUUUGAGACGAAGGUGCACCGCAAAACGCUCAGUCCAGUGUUUAAUGAGACUUUUGUUUUCAAAGUCCCAUAUGCUGAGGUUGCUGGUAAGACAUUGGUGUUCAAUGUUUUCGACUUCGAUCGCUUCUCCAAGCACGAUCAAAUCGGACAAAUUCAAGUUCCAUUGGGCUCAGUCGAUUUGGCCCGGGUGAUUGAGGAAUGGAAAGACCUGAAUCCGCCAGAUGAUGACGAGAAGGAAAAUCGGUUGGGUGACAUCUGUUUCUCUUUGCGCUACGUCCCCACCGCUGGAAAGUUGACGAUCAACAUUUUGGAAGCAAAGAAUCUGAAGAAAAUGGAUGUCGGUGGUUUAUCGGAUCCAUACGUGAAACUUUCCUUGAUGCUUGGUGGAAAACGGAUUAAGAAGAAGAAAACAACUAUCAAGAAGUGCACCUUGAAUCCUUAUUACAAUGAGUCAUUUGCUUUCGAGGUGCCAUUCGAACAAAUUCAAAAAGUGUCACUCAUAGUGACCGUAGUUGAUUAUGAUCGUAUCGGCACUUCGGAAGCUAUUGGUCGCGUCUGUCUGGGCUGCAAUGAGACCGGCGCUGGACUUCGUCAUUGGUCGGACAUGUUGGCCAAUCCACGUCGUCCAAUCGCCCAGUGGCACACGUUGCAACCGAUGCCGGAAAAAUGA